This is a messenger RNA of Anoplophora glabripennis (Asian longhorned beetle), 3273 nucleotides long. RefSeq names its product tubulin polyglutamylase TTLL4 (gene TTLL4A). The coding region runs from base 88 to 3075 and encodes 995 amino acids. Lineage: Eukaryota; Metazoa; Arthropoda; Insecta; Coleoptera; Cerambycidae. The transcript has 13 exons. Gene Ontology annotation, molecular function: tubulin binding; tubulin-glutamic acid ligase activity. The record is from RefSeq and is a predicted model, not a curated record. Gene Ontology annotation, cellular component: cilium. Gene Ontology annotation, biological process: protein polyglutamylation; microtubule cytoskeleton organization.
UGGUACGGUGGUGUUGAUUUUAUUUCGUUAAGAAAACUAUUUUCCAAUAAACAUGGUUAUUUUGUGAUAUUGAUUUAUUUCGCAAAGAUGCCAAAUAGGCAUUAUUGUGGACCAAGAGAGGUAAUAAAAAUGGGAGACUGCAGUCUAAGUCAUUUUCGGAGUCCUAAGAAUGAAGAGAAAUAUUGUAAAUAUUCUUAUUCUUCGUGGUGUUCUACUUGUGAAAAGAAUUCACCCAGAAGACGUUCUAGAAGUGAAACCAAUGAACCUUGUAGAAGGAGGUGUAAAGAAAUGAAGACGUUUUCUAAAAAGUACAACCGUAGUCAGGAAUACGAAAAUAUGGAAUUUGAAUACGAAACUAAAGAUCAAUGGCAAGAAAAAGAUAUACGAUAUGAAUGCUGUAGAGUUAGAUCAAACUUAUGUGAGUUGCCUACUUCCUAUAUAUCAAAUAAUUGUCAAAUAUCUAUUUUGACAAAUCUUCCAAAAAUGUCAAAUGAGACAAAUGAUUUUGUGGACUGUCUUAAAAGUGCCACAUCUUAUGAACGAACAUUAAAAUUUGUAGAUUUCGAUAAUAAGUUAGAAAAUUUAGGAAGUAUGCAAGAGAAAUCAAAGGUAGACACUUAUAAUAUAAUAAGUGCAAGUAAAUUAGAUUAUAUAAAGAACGGAAAGAAAAUUGAUGCAAAAAGUCCACUAAAAAAUGGAUAUUCUUCAUCAAAAGGAUAUAUUAAAAAUUUUAAUGAGCCUUUAAGUUUCAGUCAUAACGAUUUAUUGAAAGACAAUCAUAUUGAUUAUAGAAAUGCAAAUAUAAGGAAUGAUGAAACAUCAAAAAAUUGUCGAGAAUGUUGCACAUUAAUUGAUUUAAAAUUACAUGAUUUAUCAGAUCAUAGGCCAGUAUGUUAUGACACAGGUACUUAUUUUGAUAGAAGAAAUGAUUCAGUAAAUUUGCACGAACGUUAUAGUAAAGAAGUGGAAUAUUUAAGGGAAAAGUUGAAACUGCUCAAAAAUAGAACUUGUACAGUUCGUGAUAAGUCGCCCAUAAUUAUAGAAAAAUUAUACAAUUUAAAAGCAGAUGAGAUGCCAGAUGAAGUGGUUUCGAGCUCAACAGACAUUAAAUUGAAAACAAAAAAGGAAAGAAAAGUCAUAUCCCCUCCAUUAGUAAAAAACAUUAGGUCUAGAGUUGCCCUUAAAACCCGAACUAAAUCCUCAAAAGUAAAAAAAGUCAAACAUAAACCUCCGAACAGUGUUACUUCUAGUUCUGAUUUUAAUGAAAGUGAUUAUAGUGGUACGGAUAGUGAAAAUGAAGUUACUGUGGAUGAAGAACUUAAUAGUAUAAGUGAAUCUUUAACUGAUGAAAGUAAUAGAGAACCUUCUGGUGUUAGUGCUCCUCUUCCACGUGAUUCAGGUUCUGGUGAUUCCUUAAGUUGGCCAAUUAGACCUAGUUUAUUUCCAAACAUUCCACCGUACAUCCACUUCAAUACGCACGACUCUGAGAUAGAAUUCAAAGUUCCGAAUGGAAGGAAGUUUUUCAAAUGGAAACUUAGCACCAUUACUCCGGUAGUAGUUAGAAAAACCUUAACAAAUUCAGGGUUCACACUGGUUAGAAGUGAGUUUACUAGAGAAUCUAACCAAUGGCUUGGUACGUGGGGGAAACACAUGAAAUCCCCCAUGUUCAAAACUUUGAAGGAAACCCAAAAACUAAAUCACUUUCCUGGUACUUUUCAGUUAGGAAGAAAGGAUAGGCUGUGGAGAAACUUCCAAAAGAUGAUAAAUAAAUUUGGUCACAAAGAGUUUGGUUUUUUACCUCAUACAUAUGUUCUACCUCAGGAGUUGAAAUUGUUAAAACAGAAUUGGGAAUUCAAGAAUGGAAAUGGUGGUGAGAUGUGGAUAAUUAAACCUCCGGCUUCUGCGAGGGGGGUUGGCAUUAAAGUGAUAAACAAAUGGUCACAGCUACCAAAGAAAACUUCAUUAGUUGUACAAAAAUAUAUUUCCAAUCCCUACCUCAUAAAUGGCAGCAAGUUCGACUUGAGGCUGUAUGUUUUAGUAACCAGUUUUAAUCCAUUGCGAAUAUAUCUGUACCCCGACGGGUUAGCCAGAUUUGCUAGUGCCAAAUACAGUGAUGACGCUAAAGAUUUGAAGGACAGGUACAUGCAUCUGACGAAUUAUAGUAUAAAUAAGUUAUCCAGUCAGUAUACUGCCAAUGAGGAUGCCAAUGCCUGCCAGGGCCACAAAUGGACGGUAUCCAAAUUAAUGGAAUAUCUCGAGGACACUGGAGUCGAUACCAAAGCCUUGUGGAAGAAUUUAGAACAAUUAGUUAUUAAAACAAUAAUCGCUUGCGAAGACCCUAUUACACAAUUAUGUGAAGAAAAUAUGAAUAACCAUUAUAAUUGUUACGAACUUUUCGGAGUCGAUGUACUCUUAGAUUCAAAAUUGAAGCCUUGGUUGUUGGAGGUUAACAUAUCGCCCAGCCUCCAUAGCGCUUCUCCAUUAGAUGCUCACGUUAAAGGUCCCUUAGUAAAAAAUUUGUUCGACAUGGCGCAGUUCCAUCUCCCACCAAAGCUAGGUCAAACAGUACAGCAGUCCCCGCAGUGUUUCGAACCAAAACUUUACACCAUAAAUUUGACUAAGAAGGAGAAGCACAAACACAUUUCUUUCUCUCAGUUUGAACACCGCGAUGACUAUUUAUACGACAUAUUAAGAGACUUGACGGGAGACGACGUUAGACAUUUGGUAAGGGCCGAAGACGAGUACGUUGUGAGGGGGAAAUUUGAAAGGAUAUUUCCUAGUGCACACACUUACAAGUACCUGAACUUUAUGGAGACGAGGUAUUACAACAGGCUGUUCGACGCUUGGGAGACGAAGUACGCUGGUAGAAGAGAAGAUGGAAUUACGCUUCUGCAAACAUUGUGUGCACAAAAAGUUCACCUCAAAGUAGCCCCUCCAAGCACCCUACACAAGAAUUCGCAGAGUAUGAUCCCUUCGGAUAUGAAUGUGCUACAGUCCAAGGAGGGUCUGAAUCACCAUCUAGAAGAAAUCAUGCAAAAAGCGUCCAUCAUAAAUGACAUAUCGACUACCAAUUAGCCGAGAUACCAAUGUUGUGAUGAGCGAAAAAGGUACACAAAUAUCAAUGGAUCUCUAUAAAUUAAAAAGAACACCAGCAAAUUGACUGCCAUCAACUGAAAUAUACCUUUAUUUUAAUUUCAAACAAAAAAAAUUCUUCUUUAAGUUUCAUUUAAAUUAAAAUGUAUGUAACUUUAAUUUUAUUAAAUUUCAGUAUAG